AUGGGUUUAAAUCUUGAAGUGGGUGAUAAAAUCAUGCAAGAAUAUGAGAAAAUGUGGAAUAUAGUAUUAAACCUGUCACAAGAUUAUGAUUUUGGAGGAUCUAUUCCUGUGAGAAGGACUUCUCAACAUUUUCUCACACAGACACAAACAUCAUCUAGAGCAUGCAAACACGAGAUUCCUAAAUUGGGGCUUAUCCCAUUGAAAUCGCAAUUUGUGGAAGAUUAUGCUGGAGACAUUUUGAAAGACUUACCUUUUCUAAGCAGUGAUGAUCCAGUUAUUACAUCUUUUAACAAGAGAAAAGAAUUUGAUGAGAGAAUACACUGGCAUUCUAACAGACUUCUAAGUGAUGAUUACAGCAUUGCCAAGUUCCGCAGUGAUGCUGAGUCCAGAGAUCCCAAAAAACAAAGGGAGAAACAGAAACUAUAUACCUUUUAUCAACAUUUUGGAGAAUCUUUGCUUGGAAGACACAGUUCAUUGAGAAUUAUAAACCAAGUGACUCCACCACCUCCUCCAAAAAAUACUUCUCAACAAAAGAAAAUAAAAUCAAAGAAGAGUAAUGCAGACAAAAUCAUUGAAGAAAACAUAAAGAGAAAGCAAGAAGAAAUUGAAAAAAAAGAACAAGACAGAUGGAAUUCCAUGUCUGUGUCUAUUGAAAAUGAAAUUAAAGAAAAUGUCAACAAUGGAAUAAAAAUUCUAGAGGAUUUUCUCAGUACUUGCAAUAGUAAUUCUGUAAAAUUUUUGGCUGAAAUUGUAGGAAUGGAAGCUUGUUUCAUGUCAUGGAUAGACCAUUGCCUAAAUGUAGAAGAGAAACACAAGGAUAUGAACAUUGCUGUUCAGCUAAUGAAAAGAAUCCACAUAAUACAUGAAAAAUACUCACAACUCAUGGAGAAGAAACACUGGAAAAAGUUAGCUAAAUGCUUAAAAUAUCUUGGAUUUCACAACUUGUCAGACUCUUUGUGUUCCCAGGUGAAAAAUUCAGGCACUGAGGACAUUUCCAAAUAUUCAGUUCAGAUGGGAGCAGCUCGAUUUCAACUAAGUCAUAUGGGCCAUUAUUUAUUUCGAGAAGAAAGAAGUGAUCCAGAUCCCAGAGUGCAUCAUUUUAUACCAGACACAUGGCAGCGGGAGCUUCUCGAUGUUGUAGAUAAUAAUGAGUCAGCUGUGAUUGUUGCUCCAACUUCAUCAGGGAAAACAUAUGUCUCCUAUUAUUGUAUGGAGAAAGUCUUGAAAACCAGUGAUGAAGCAUUGGUGGUAUAUGUUUCACCUACAAAGGCUCUUGUAAAUCAAGUAGUGGGAACUGUCUACAGUUUAUUCAACAAAACAAAGCCUAAAGGAGGUGCCAUAUGUGGUGUUUUCACACGGGAUUACCGUCAUGAUGUCAUGAAUUGUCAGAUACUUGUGACUGUACCUCAGUGUUUAGAAAUCCUUUUGUUAUCUCCUCAUCUCCAAAAGUGGGUCAAAAGAAUUAGAUAUGUAAUAUUUGAUGAGGUCCAUUGUCUUGGGGGAGAAAUUGGAGCAGAAAUUUGGGAACACCUCUUGGUUAUGAUCCGAUGUCCCUUUUUGGCCCUUUCUGCCACCAUCAGUAAUCCUGAAUAUCUCACAGAGUGGUUGGCGUCAGUUAGAAGAUACUGGCAAAAUUUUGAGACCACAACAGAAAACUCUACUUCUUCAAAAAAUACCUUGAAAAGUUCAAAGAAUCAUAAAAUUUCAAAAACUGAAAAGCUAUCAUAUAGAGUUAGACUAGUACUCUAUAAAGAGAGAUACAAUGAUCUAGAAAAGUAUGUAUGUUCUCUAAAGGAUGAUGACUUUGUCAUUAGCCAUUAUCAUCCAUGUGCUGCACUAACAGUUAAUCAUAUAGAGAAAUAUGGAAUGCCUUUAGACCUAGGAUUUUCUCCCCGAGAAAGCAUACAGCUUUAUGAUGCCAUGGUACAAAUUUGGCCAGGAUGGCCUAGAGUACAGGAUUUUGAACCUGAAGAAUUCAGCUAUUUCAAAGACAAAGUAGUAAUCACAAAGACAGAUGCAAAAAAAUAUGAAGAACAAUUGAAGGAGGAAAUAAUAAACUGGAUUCACUUAGACAAAGACAAGGUGAAUCAGUUAUUGAACUAUCUUAAGCCUCAAACUUUUGACAGUGCUGAAAGACAAAAAAAAUAUAAGUUUGCAAACUUUGUUGAAAAACUAAAAGAAAUAGACAAGCUGCCUGCAAUAUUUUUUUCAUUCAACAUUCACGAGGUAGAAAACUUAGCUUUUCAUGUGUUUAAGAAUAUGAAAUUCAAACAAAACACAUACCAAAGUUUAGAUGCUGAUAAAGAGAUAAAAAAAUUGAGAAGGGCACUGUGGAAAACAAGAAGAUCUUUAGACGCAAAUAUUAAUGCUUAUACUAAAAAAAAAUCAAGAAUUAAAGCUGAGAAAAUUUUUCUCUGUUUUGCUGAAAUAAAAGAAAUAAAGAGAAAAUUUAAGAAGCUUACUAAAGUUCCUGCUGAAUAUUCUUAUAUGAAUCCCAAUGCAGUGGAUCAUGAGACUCUAUGGAAAAUAUUCCAUAGAAUCAGAUUUGAAAGAAAUAGAGCCAAAGUGAAAGCUCUGGCAUUGCGGGGUAUUGGAUUUCAUCAUAGCUCAAUGGCGUAUAAAGAAAGACAAGCUGUAGAGAUGCUUUUCAGGCGAGGAUACAUCAAGGUAAUAUCAGCUACUGGAACACUUGCCCUGGGAAUAAAUAUGCCUUGCAAAUCUGUUGUCUUCACAGAAGAUUCUGUCUUUCUUGAUGCUUUGAAUUUUAGACAGAUGUCUGGUCGUGCGGGAAGACGUGGUGAGGACCUUGUAGGAAGUAUAUUCUUCUAUAACAUACCAUUGCCUAAAGUUCAGAGAUUAUUAAAAUCCAAUGUUCCACGCUUAAGAGGCCAGUUCCCUUUAAGCAUUUCCUUGAUUUUGAGACUCAUACUUUUGGUGACCAAAGCUGAUGAUAAGGAUGAUGCUAAAGCAAAGGCAUUAUCUAUAUUACAACAUUCAAUGAUGUCCUUUGAUAAACCAAAGAUGAAAGACAUGCUGAAAGUGUACUUCAUUUUUUCUUUGCAGUUUCUGUUCAGAGAGGGAUAUCUGGACCAAGAAUGCAUUCCCAGGGGAUUUUCUGGGCUUGUGAUCCAUUUGUACUAUCAUGAACCUUCAAACUUUGUUUUGGUCAGCUUUCUUGAAAAAGGAUUAUUUCAUAAAUUGUGUCAGCCAAUGAAGCAGAAAGGUCCAAAAGUAUUUUCUGAAGAUGUAAUGAAAACUUUAGUACUAAUAUUAGCACAUCUUUUUGGGAGAAGAUAUCUGCCUUCCUGUGCAAAAAAAUACAAGAAAAUUUUUUCUCAAUCAAAGGUUAUUUUAGAUGAUCUCCCCAAAGACUUUGCCAUUGCAAUAGAAGAAUACAAUAACAAAAUUGAGAAUGAUUUUGGUUCUUUCCUUCUUUUGGUUUCUAAGCUGGCUGACAUGAGCAAAGAAUACCAAUUACCUCUAUCAGAAAUUGAUUUUUCAGGUGAAGAAUGUAGAGACUCUGAACUGGUGUCCCAUUUGAUGCCUGGUACUGAAAACAGAAGUGCUGUCUCACCAUUUGCUUGCCUGUCUGAAAUAGUUGAUAAAGAUCUAUUUAAUAUUGACAUGGUAAAUGAUAUCAUGUUACGCACAAUUGAGGUGUAUGCUGAAAAUGCUCCUUUUCUUUGGUUGAAGAAAUAUGACAGAGAUGGAAGCAGGCGUCAUCUGAAUGCUUACGCACUUGAUUUCUACAAGCAUGGUUCUAUGACAGCAUUGACAAAAGAUAAUUGGCUAAAUUGGGGAGAAGCCUUUACUCUUAUCAAGGAUUUCACACUUAUUACUCAAACUAUCAGGAUUUCAUUAGGUGAAUUGUGUGAUGAUGAGCAAGAUGAUGUGGUGCUGGCUUUUGGACAACUUCAUGAAGCAUACUGUAAAAAAUUGUAUAAAAAAGAAUAAAAAAGAUGAAGUCAUAGAAGCUAAAACAGACAAGGAUUGCAUAGAAAUUGUGCUGAAUUGUUGAAUUCUCUUAAUUUGGAAAAUAAUUAUUUAGGAAUAUUAUCUAUAUCUAUAUAUCUUUAAUGUCUAAAUUCUCAAAAGGUCUUCUGUGAAUGAUUGCCU
Molecule: messenger RNA, 4116 nt
Organism: Antechinus flavipes (yellow-footed antechinus)
Lineage: Eukaryota; Metazoa; Chordata; Mammalia; Dasyuromorphia; Dasyuridae
Product: probable ATP-dependent RNA helicase DDX60
Exons: 30
Coding region: 1-3954 (1317 amino acids)
Cellular component (GO): cytoplasm
Molecular function (GO): nucleic acid binding; ATP binding
Source: RefSeq, a predicted model, not a curated record